GUCACAAACAAAUAUCACAGUGGAUGUCAUUUGUUCUAUUCCUGAUUUGUUUUGGAAAUUACAAAAAUAAAUAAACUGCAAAUAGGAAGUCUAUCAAAAGACGAUCAAAAAUCUAUUAAAUCUAGCAUAGUAACCAAAUAUUCACGCCCUGUGUAUUAGAACAGUAAAAAUAAUGUGAAAACUUGAACGUUUUGAGACGUAAAUCGUAAAAAUGUCUUCAGCACUCGAAAAUGAAGAUUUGGAGAAUGUGGCGCUCGUUAGAAUGGAGGACGUGCAGCCUUCGAGGGAUAGGAUAGACAGAACAAUAGAGAUACACAUCCCUCCUGCAACUGAGGAGGAUAUUUUCGAGGCCAGUCAUGACGAUGUGCUGGAUUACAACGAUUGUAUUGACGAAGACAGCGACUCAAAUAUUGGGAGUAUGGUGUCUGUGCACUCUGAGGAAUUAUGUGAUGAAGAGGAUGAAGAAGGAUGUAGUGACACUGAAGAGGUCAUUGUUCCCGAACUCUUGGAUCAGCCUAGAAUGAAGGACCCUCUGAGAAUAAGAACAAUAUCUAAAUCUGACCAAACGGACAGUUGGCCGACAUUGGAAAUAUUACCUGGUGGUGUCAUAAAAAGUUCCGUAGACUGUGAAAUGUUUCCGACCAAAACAGAUACCAAACCGGUGACCCAAGGAGAGAUGAUGUAUGCUUGUGCCAAAUGUUCACAAAUGUUUAAGUACCUAUUCUGCCUGGUUAAGCAUGUUAAAUGGCAUGAAGACCAGAGCAAAGUGAUGAGUACACCACAUUUACGGAGACUAAGUGAGUAUUUGAUUUUGUAUAUAGCUUUUUACCAUUAGUAUUAUAUCCUUGGUCGAUAUAUUAUGGC
Molecule: messenger RNA, 864 nt
Organism: Spodoptera exigua (beet armyworm)
Lineage: Eukaryota; Metazoa; Arthropoda; Insecta; Lepidoptera; Noctuidae
Source: the annotation of a GenBank genome assembly